Molecule: messenger RNA, 1037 nt
Organism: Eruca vesicaria subsp. sativa (arugula)
Lineage: Eukaryota; Viridiplantae; Streptophyta; Magnoliopsida; Brassicales; Brassicaceae
Source: the annotation of a GenBank genome assembly
AUGGCUUCAAAGUUCAUCAAAUGUGUAACUGUUGGUGAUGGUGCUGUUGGUAAAACCUGUAUGCUCAUCUGCUACACCAGCAACAAGUUCCCUACUGACUACGUACCAACAGUUUUUGACAACUUUAGUGCAAACGUUGUAGUUGAAGGCACCACUGUGAACUUAGGUCUAUGGGAUACUGCUGGGCAAGAAGACUAUAACAGAUUAAGGCCUUUAAGUUACAGAGGAGCAGAUGUUUUCGUAUUGUCAUUCUCAUUAAUCAGCAGAGCUAGCUACGAGAAUGUUUUUAAAAAGUGGAUCCCUGAGCUCCAGCACUUUGCACCAGGAGUUCCAUUAGUUCUUGUCGGUACCAAAUUAGAUCUACGUGAAGAUAAGCAUUAUCUGGCUGACCAUCCUGGACUAUCCCCUGUGACUACUGCACAGGGAGAGGAACUGCGUAAGCUAAUAGGUGCAACAUAUUACAUUGAAUGUAGCUCAAAAACUCAACAGAAUGUGAAAGCAGUUUUUGAUUCAGCAAUCAAGGAAGUGAUCAAACCAGUGGUUAAACAGAAGGAGAAGAGCAAGAAAAAGAAGAAGCAACAGUCCAAUCACGGAUGUUUAUCAAACGUUCUCUGUGGGAGGAUAGUUACUCGGCAUUGAUGUUUUAGAGUUCUACUUUUGAGUUUUGUAUGAUAAAUGAGGAACACAUUAUAUAUUAUAUUGAAUCAUGUAAGAGAGAGAUAAGAGAGCUUUACUAUAUAUAGUCAACUCAAUUAUGUUUAUUCGUUACAAACCUGUCAUUGCAAUAUAUCAUCAGCCAUUUUGUUGCAACAGAGAGUAAAAGUUCACUUGUUCAACCAUAAUAACUACCACAAGUAGAACAAUCUAGAAAAGAGUUGUGCUGACUAUAUAAUACAAACCAUGGCAAAUUUUUAUCUCUCAGUCUCAUACCAAGUACCAACAAUGCUUUUAAGGACCAUCACCAUCAUUUUUUUUCUUCUUACAAGAAAACUAAAAAAAACACAAACUAAACACUCUUGUCUUGCCUUUUCAGUUCA